Epinephelus moara (kelp grouper) is the source of this 2385-nucleotide messenger RNA. It is a transcript of the gene hcn5, whose product is annotated as hyperpolarization activated cyclic nucleotide-gated potassium channel 5. Gene Ontology annotation, biological process: monoatomic ion transport; transmembrane transport. The record is from RefSeq and is a predicted model, not a curated record. Gene Ontology annotation, molecular function: monoatomic ion channel activity. Gene Ontology annotation, cellular component: membrane. The coding region runs from base 132 to 1688 and encodes 518 amino acids. NCBI's taxonomy places the organism in Eukaryota, Metazoa, Chordata, Actinopteri, Perciformes, Serranidae. The transcript is spliced from 10 exons.
CACGAGGGGAGGUCAGGACUGGUAGAGUCAGACUCCACUUGUCCUGAGAAGAAGCAGCAGCAGCAGCAGCAGCAGAGGGAGGAUGGCCUGUGCGUUCGGCUGAUCACAUCAGAGGGGACCAGAGUCAGGUCAUGGAGAAACUAAAGGGUCCCGCUGCGGGAUGCAGCACAGCCACCUGUGGAUGGAGAGCUCUGCUUCUCCCGCAGCUGAACCGCCAGUCCCUGUACGUGUACGGCAGCGAGAUGGCCGUGGAGCAGGAGUGCAUGAGGCAGCUGCAGAGCGGAGUCUUUGUCAUCCACCCGUUCAGCCUCAUGAGGAGUUACUACAUCAUGUGCAUGAUGGCCAUCACGUUUCUGAACCUGAUUGGGAUUCCCAUGGAGAUAGCGUUUCUGGAUGGGAACAGCGGGCUGGCAUGGGAAGGGUUUAACGUGUUUUCAGACACGCUGUUCCUGAUAGAUGUGGCUCUGAAUUUCCGUAUGGGCAUCAUAGCAGAGGACGGCGAGGAAGCUAUUCUGGAUAUCAAGCAGAUCCGAGUCAGUUACCUGAGGACGUGGUUCAUACCGGACAUCAUAGCUGCUUUCCCCAUCGGCUACAUUCUGCUGUUUGCGGACUUACAGUACCACAACAACGACAACCCCUCCAAGACCAACAAGAUGAUGAGGAUACUGAUGUUCGUCCGGAUCCUCAGCUUGAUCCGGCUGGCUCGAGUGUCCAGACUGGUCAGGUUCUUCAACGAGGUGGAGAAAGUGUCAAAUGCAAACCUGGAGGUGGUCCGCCUCUUCUUCCGCAUUUUGUCUCUGUUCAUGAUGAUCUUCCUUCUGUGUCACUGGAACGGCUGCAUCCAGUAUUUUGUCCCCAUGCUGGAGGAGUUCCCCUCCGACUGCUGGGUCCGCAAAGAAAACCUGAUGAAUGCCACUGUGAUCGUGAAGUACUCCUGGGGAGUAUUCCGAGCGCUCUCACAGAUGAUCGCCCUCUCCUAUGGCUCCAUGGAUGCACCAACAAAUUAUGUUGAAAUGUGGAUCGUCAUGGUCAGCAUGGUGUCCGGCUGUCUAAUGUACACCGUCCUCGUCGCUAACGCUACAACCAUGAUCGCCAACAUUGAUCCAGCGGCCAAGGAGUACAAGAGCAAGAUGAGCCGUUUGGAGCACUACAUGGCCUUCAUGAAGCUCCCACCAGAACUACAGCUUCGCAUCAACAACUACUACCAGGCUCGCUAUGGAGGGAAGUGGUUUCAUGAGAAGGACGUCAUGGACACGGUGUCCUCUGCGCUCAAAGAGCAAAUCCUGAUGGUGAUGUGCAGCCGGCUGCUGAGAAAAGUGCCAAUGUUUCAGAGCAGAGACGAAAACUUCAUCAACGCCGUCCUCCUCAAACUGGAGUAUGAGGUUUUCCUGGAGGGAGACGCCAUCGUCCGACAGAACGUCCCGGGUGACCGCAUGUUCUUUAUCGACCACGGCCAGGUCCUCAUGGAGACCGACUCCUACGAGAGGGAGCUUUGUGACGGAGACUUUUUUGGAGAGACAUGCGUGCUGACCAAAGGCAAACAUCUGGCCACAGUGAGGGCGCUGACCGACUGCCAGUGCUUCUCUCUCUCCUGGGACGACUUUCAGGAGACGCUGGAGGGCUUCCCAGAUGUCAAGAAGGACUUAGAAAAAAUGGUUCAGCUCAACUCAGACGGUGGACUUGUGUAAGACCAAAAACAGUACAUGGGACUUUUUUACUGUACGAAAAGGACAAGCGAUGGAAAUAUAUCCAGGACGUUUAAUGUGAUGAUGUGAUGGACAAUGAGACUGUGACUCAUGUGGACACGAAUUGGACUCUUACUCACUGAUGAGACGGACAGUUUUAGAGCAUUUCGAGGGAAUAAUUAUUCAGCAAUAAACAAAGACCUCAACACUAAAGACGGGUCAAACGUGUAAUCUCUGCUUCCUUGUUUAUGUUGCAAUAUAGCAUUGAUGUUUGGAAAGUCAGUGCACACUGUAGUGACUAAACGAGAGAGAAUACGUAAGCCUUAAAGGGAAAUUCUUGUUUCAUGCAACUUAGGUUUUGUUUUCAUUGUUUUGGCCAUCAUUCCUGUCAAUAAAAACAACGCUGUUCUCUCUAGGUAAAUUGCUAUGCUCUGGGAGCAUGGCAGCAUUGCUAAAACGAAAGUAAGACUUUCAACGAAAGGCCUUUGCACACGGAGUCCGUUUUUUUCUGAUGCAUUUUUUUUUUUUUAUCUGCCAUCUGAAAAAACCUAAGUACAGAAACCUUGCACACUGAUUCCAAUGCAUUUUAUUGUUCUAUACGAUGCGAAAAUUUGUGUGCAAAGGCUUUAACUUUACCAUGUCUCAUCUCAUCACGAAAGCAAAUACAUUAACGUUUUAAUAAACAAACACAACAUGUGCC